AUACCAUAAAAUCAAAACUAAUGAAACAUUAUGCUGAACGUGCUCUGUGAAAAAAUAUGGUUCCUCUCGCUUGUAAGCAGUAAUUGAAUUUUCUAAAAGUUGCUGAAAAAUCGUCUGUAUCAACGCGAACAUUUUACAAAUUACGUGGAGCAAAUAUCAAAAUUUAUUGCAAUAGUUGAAGAAAAACAUACUGAAUUAUUGUAUUUGGUGAAGUGUAUAUUAAAAAUGCGUAGAAGAAGUGAAAGAAGAAAGUCUACGGAUGUGUCUUCACCAGUUCCGACACAACGUCGUGCAGGUAGGCGCCGAAAAUCGCCUUCAAUAUCGGAAGACGAUAAAGUCACAGACGCUGGUACGGACUCGAAAUCAGAAAAUUCUAUUAAGAUGGACUUAGACCGCACAACAGAUUCCAGCGAUGAACGUAUUGAGAAUAGGCGUAGACGUAGUUCUCGCAAUAGAACUCCUGUAAAAGAGCGUUGUAGUUCUAUUAAGCGUACUCGCAAUAACCGGGCGCUAAGCCCGGAAGCAAAAAUUAAAUCUAUACCAGAAGAAGAGAAUGGAACUGUAAACACUACAGACAAUGAUGAAAGCGAAGGGAAAACAGAUAAUGAAAAAAACAGAUAUGAGAAUGAACGCAUGGAUAAAGAAAAUAUAAAAAAGGAACAAAUUUCUAACGUUCCUGUUGAUUGUGCAAAGGAAAGUGAAAAUACAGCUGAAAUUAAAGUGGAGGCAGAGAAUAUCGUUAGAACAAAUGUCCACGAAUCAGCUGAAAUAGAAAAUAAAAAACAUGAAACACCAAAUGAACAAAAUAAAGAGGAUGAUAGGGAUGAUCAAGAUGAAGUGAAACUACACACACGCGACAACACACCGCAAUCGCGAAGUAAUAGUCCGCCAGCAAAACAGUCUCCUUUGAAAGAAAAAUCGCAGAAAGAUGACGAACCCGAGGAGGGCGAAGUAAUUGAAAAGCCAGAAAUUGUUGAAAUGAAUGCUAAAGCGCAAGAGAAUCUAAAUAAGGCCGAUAAAGAAGAGGAUAAAAAUGCUAAAAAAGCUAGCCAAGAGUAUGAAGGAAGUUCUGCCAUUGAUAGGGUUAAGGAUAAGAGACCAUUUUCACGCACAUCAUCACCCAACAAAAUGGAGGAGGUAAACCACACUCAAGACGCACUCAAAACUAAUGAAACCUCUAAUGCAGCAGCUGAUACAGGUCGCACCCGCAAACGUCGUUGGAUUACAAAGAAAGCGGCUGAGAGUAAAGAACCCGUUCUGGCCAUUUCCACCGAUUCGCUGAAGACCUUGAUUGCCGACGUUCAUCCAGUGCCGUUGAGCGACGUGCAAUUAGAGUCUUCAUCGGAAGUGGAGGAAUUGGUUCAUUCAGAACGUGAGGAGGGUGAAAAGUCGCCAUCUCCAGAACCGGAACGCCGUCGUGAGGCCAGCGAUAAGGUGGAUAAAAGUUCAAAACCUUUAGCCAAAAUCCAGAAGAAUCAACAGCAAUAUAACGACAAAGUGACCGCUUUGGUUUCAGGAGCAGGUGUUGGGCCCGUCUCUGUGCAACGUUCACCUAGUCCAGCCCGUAACCAAACCAGCAGUGUUUUAUACAUUACCAAUUUAGUAAGACCCUUUACGGUACUUCAGUUAAAAGGUUUAUUAGCACGAACUGGGAAAAUUGUCGAAGAUGGCUUUUGGAUUGAUCGUAUCAAAUCUAAAUGCUAUGUUGAAUAUGAAACGGAAGAUGAAGCCAUCGAAACGAGACAUGCCUUGCAUGGCGUGCGUUGGCCUGUCUCAAAUCCAAAAUGUUUAAACGUCGAUUUUGGUUUGAAACCCGAUAUGUUAAAAGCAGUUGAAUCGACCAAAGAGGAUUGUCCAAAAUUUGGUCAGGAUACUAAUAAGGAUAAUCUUAUAAUGGGCACGGGUUGGAGUAGGGAGCGUCCUGAUGAAGAGAAAAAGGGCAACCGGCCAGUGCGCGAAUGGGAUGUUGGUAAAAAAGAGAAUCUCGACCGGGAAAAGAAUACCAAGGAUGCAGAGAAGCGUCGAGAACGUAGCAGGGAAACUGAAGGCUCAAGAUUGCGUGAGACGGAAAGGAAUGAGCGUGAGAAAGAACGUAGGCGACGUGACCGCGAGCGUGAGCCACGAAGUACAAGUUUAACACCGGUGCGCAAACAAAAGAAGAAGGAUAACGAUCCUCCUUUGAGACUAUUAGACGAUUUAUUUCGCAAAACUAAGGCCACGCCUUGUAUUUACUGGUUACCUUUAACACCAGAACAGAUUGCUGAAAAAGAAGCUUUACGACAGAAGCGCUUAGAAGAACAAAAGCAACGUCUUAAGCAAAGAGAAUUGGAGCGCGAAAAAGAGCGAGAAAAAGAACGGAAUCGUCAGAGUGAACGUGAACGGGAUCGUGACCGGGACCAUCGUCGUAAUAGAUCAAAUGAUCGUCGACGAUCACGCAGCCGUGAUAGACGUCGCUAUUAGUGAUUUUAGUGGCCUUUGCCCCCUCAUAUUAAAAUAGAAAAACCUUGUAUUAGAUUUCUUCUCAAUGCAGCAUAGAACAGCCUCACGCAAUCGUAAAAAUUUUUAUUCCGUACCAAGGAACAAAAAUUUUCUUAAAGCAAAAAUCUAAAAUGUGAUUGAACGUCAUUUAAUAUGCUCUAUCGAGCUUGUUUUCGAAAAUGAAAACUUUUCCCUUCAUAUCGCAUUAAGUGUCUGAUUAACCUUUUAAAAGAAAAAGUGGCUGGAAAUGUUUUCAUGUGAAGCCGGUUUCCAUCUGUUUAUUUGUCGUUUGCAUAAAUAUAGUGUGAACCUUCCAAAUUUCUAACUUAAAAACACAUUUUCUAAAUACUUUUUUUUUCGUUUUUUUCUUUUAUUAUUAAUUUGUCUCUAAACAACUUUUUAGCUAUUCCGUAAACAAAUACUACGACAACAACAUUUCCUUAACCGUUCGGCACGUCCUCUCAGAAAUGAACAUCAUGACAUCAUGCGUAACUGCUUAGCAAAGAAAGGGCCGGAAACUUGUCUUACAACAUCAGCAAUGUUUAUAAGCAGCACAGCGACACCAAAUACAGCAGCAAGUACAGCAGCAGCUUUUACUACUUACUGUGGAUUCAAGCGUACUAUUAAAAAAACAGAUCUAUCUUUUCAUGCAGAUCUAUCUAUAUAAAAACAAAAUCGCAUAAAAGCAAUGCUGCAGACUAAUAUGUCAAACAUGUCUGUAAAAUUCUUUCAUUCAUAACAUUUUUUUCAAAAUAGUUUUAAUAUUAUCAAAAAGAAAAAAAAAAAAAAGAUAUUGAAAAGAGUGUUAGCCAAUGAUGAAAUUUAGGAGAACAUAUUGCGACGCUUACAAUGAACGGAGAAUAAAUGAACGCAAUAAAAAAUAAUUAAUGCAAAUGAGUUAAUUCAAAUACCAUUUCACAUCCGAAGAGAAAAGUGUAAUAGUGAGGGAGCGUAGUAGUGGUUUAAGGUAUUUCCAAUGUAAAGAAUGAGAAAAUUAAUAAACCUUCAUUCACAUACAGAGAA
Messenger RNA from Glossina fuscipes, 3501 nucleotides. It is a transcript of the gene Acn, whose product is annotated as apoptotic chromatin condensation inducer in the nucleus. NCBI's taxonomy places the organism in Eukaryota, Metazoa, Arthropoda, Insecta, Diptera, Glossinidae. Bases 226 to 2460 code for a protein of 744 amino acids. Gene Ontology annotation, molecular function: nucleic acid binding. The record is from RefSeq and is a predicted model, not a curated record. The transcript has 5 exons.